Colletotrichum scovillei is the source of this 684-nucleotide messenger RNA. RefSeq lists its product as uncharacterized. The record is from RefSeq and is a predicted model, not a curated record. The transcript is spliced from 3 exons. NCBI's taxonomy places the organism in Eukaryota, Fungi, Ascomycota, Sordariomycetes, Glomerellales, Glomerellaceae. Bases 1 to 684 code for a protein of 227 amino acids.
AUGGCUCAAGCGUGGGCCGCCAUUCAGUCAAAGUGCAGUCUCAGUCUUCCAACAGCAACCCAAACGUUGAAGACAAAUGUCACGUCGCUUGGCAACUAUGCUCCACCUGGGUAUGCCACUGCAGUCUGCGUUGCAGGCCGCACAUACACGGUGGCUGCUAGUGACAACUGCAUUGAUAUCUCCAAGAAGAGUGGCGUUUCGACGGGCUCAUUGAUUACGCUGAACAGCCUGCGGAUGGACUGCACGAACAUCUUUGCUGGUCAAAGUCUCUGCCUUCCACCUACUUGCGCUAGUUAUGUGGUUCAAAGCGGCGACAACUGUUUGAAGGUCGCCUCGCAAUUCAACACUACCUACCAGCAAGUAAUCGCUUGGAAUCCAACCGUCGAUAGCUACUGCACCAACUUGAUCGCAGGCCAAAAUAUCUGCGUUGGGCCACCUGGUGGUGUUCUCAACUUCACGACGAUCCCAGGUGCAACCGUAACUAAGACUGCGAUCUAUGCGUCCGCUACGGCUGAUAGACCAGCGCCUGUCGCGAGCGGAACCACGACCAAGUGCGGCAAGUACUACAAGGUCCAACUGGUAUGCCCCUCUGAACUGUGCAGUUACAAAGUAACAUGGGCUCAGACGAAGCUCGUCCUUGAGGCCGAAGUAUCAAUCAACACUAACCGUCAACUUUCGCAUUGA